Molecule: messenger RNA, 2560 nt
Organism: Toxorhynchites rutilus septentrionalis
Lineage: Eukaryota; Metazoa; Arthropoda; Insecta; Diptera; Culicidae
Gene: TM9SF3
Product: transmembrane 9 superfamily member 3
Exons: 9
Coding region: 216-1949 (577 amino acids)
Biological process (GO): protein localization to membrane
Cellular component (GO): membrane
Source: RefSeq, a predicted model, not a curated record
GCAAGAACAACACACGCAAUAGUUGUCAUAAACGUCAUAUCUGACUGGUUGAUGAGAAAAGUGGACGAAAAAUUGCAUUCCGGUUUUGUCUACGUGUUUUUCUGUGUUACAUUUCCAGAAGACGAAAAAUAAAUACGAGAGUCAUGUAUUAGAAUUGCUUAGGUUUGUUUUGAUCAGAGAAUUAGUAACAGGGAAAACGGUGCACUUGUCAAAACAUGAAAGCCACAAUCGUUGCACUGCUGGCCCUUUGGGCACGGCUUGUAUUGGGCGAUGAGCACAAUCACAUUUACGAAGAUCACGAAGAGGUGGUUCUAUGGAUGAAUACGGUGGGACCGUAUCACAAUCGGCAGGAAACAUACGCGUACUUCUCGCUACCGUUCUGCGUGGGGACUAAGCAGACUAUCAAUCACUACCAUGAAACCAUGAGCGAGGCCCUGCAGGGUGUGGAACUGGAGUUUAGUGGUUACGAGAUUGAUUUCAAAGAUGACAUCGCACCGACUGAAAUUUGUAUGGUGGAGUUGACUGAGAAAACGCACAAGGCCUUCGUGUAUGCCGUGAAGAAUCAGUACUGGUACCAGAUGUACAUUGAUGAUUUGCCCAUUUGGGGUGUUGUUGGCAAGGAGGAGGAUAAGAAAUACUACAUUUAUACACACAAAAAGUUUGACGUAAGCUACAAUGGGAAGCAAAUUGUGGAUGUGACACUGACGCCGGAGAAAAAGGAAUUGCUCAAAGUUGGGGCCAAAAUGAAGUUCACCUACGAAGUAAAUUGGAAACCGAGCAAUGUUAAAUUUGAAGAUCGCUUCGACAAAUAUUUGGAUCCGAACUUUUUCCAACAUCGCAUCCAUUGGUUCAGUAUCUUUAAUAGUUUUAUGAUGGUCAUAUUUCUGGUUGGAUUGGUGUCUAUGAUUCUGAUGAGAACACUACGGAAGGAUUAUGCCAGAUACAGUAAGGAUGAAGAAGCUGACGAUAUGGAACGAGAUCUUGGGGAUGAGUACGGAUGGAAGCAGAUUCACGGCGAUGUGUUCAGAUCUGCUUCAAACUCAAUGCUCUUUUCUGCGCUGAUUGGUGCUGGACAUCAGCUCACGUCUGUUGUACUGUGUGUCAUCACAUUUGCUAUCCUGGGAGAAUUAUACACCGAGCGAGGAACCAUGCUUUCAACUGCAAUUUUUGUGUAUGCCGCUACCUCUCCCAUCAAUGGUUAUUUCGGAGGAUCGCUGUACGCUCGGAUGGGUGGAAAACAAUGGAUCAGACAAAUGCUACUGUCUGCCUUCAUUAUUCCAGCCUUGGUUUGUGGAACGGCGUUUUUCAUCAACUUCAUCGCAAUCUAUUAUCACGCGUCAAGGGCGAUUCCUUUCGGAACGAUGGUCGCUGUCACUUGCAUCUGCAUAUUUGUGAUCUUACCGCUAACGUUGAUAGGCACAAUCGUGGGUCGUAACCUUGACGGUCAACCAGAUUAUCCGUGCCGGGUGAAUGCUGUCCCCAGACCCAUCCCGGAGAAAAAAUGGUUCAUGGAGCCGGCUGUGAUUAUCCUGCUCGGAGGUGUGCUUCCGUUCGGGUCUAUUUUUAUUGAGAUGUACUUCAUUUUCACCUCGUUCUGGGCGUACAAGAUAUACUACGUGUAUGGAUUCAUGCUGCUAGUGUUUCUGAUUCUGAUUAUUGUGACAGUGUGCGUGACAAUCGUAUGUACGUACUUCCUGCUUAACGCCGAGGACUAUCGAUGGCAAUGGACCAGCUUUAUGUCGGCGGGUUCCACGGCGAUUUAUAUCUACAUCUAUUCCUUCUAUUAUUUCUUCUUCAAAACGAAGAUGUACGGACUUUUCCAGACGUCUUUCUACUUCGGCUACAUGGCGUUAUUCUCGGGCGCCCUCGGGAUCAUCUGCGGUACUGUUGGCUACAUCGGAACGAACAUUUUCGUGCGGAAAAUUUACUCCAAUGUGAAAAUUGACUAAUCUGCUAGCCCGCAGCGACAACAGACGACUACACACUACCCUAUACUAGAUGGCGCCUUUAUAACAGAUCAUCUCUUUAUUGUUUUCAUUUUUAAAACCAUUAGUUAUUAGCAACAAAAAACGAUGAUAAAUAAAACAAAACAGCAUAAGGCCCUUCUUAAACAGCAAUCACGAGUAAAGGAAGCAAAAGGGAACAUGUAUUCUGACGUUAAAGUGAACAAUGAUUAUACAUUUCUGUGUUUUAAGCAUAAGUUACAUUAAUGGUAAACGAAUGGAAAGUUAUAUUGUUUAAGCGGAGUGCUCGUAUGGAGUUAUACAACUUCGAGGGAGAACUCUAAUAAUACUAAACCGAUUGCAUAAAUAGCUACUGACGACGACCCCCUUAUAUAUAGUCGUAUAAUCGGUUGAAAAGCACAGAUACAAAAGAAAUUUAGGGUUCGCAGCAGCAGUAAUAACGAUAGAAAAGAAAGCAGUUCGUAUAAAUAGAAAAAAAAACAGUUGUAUUCUCAUGAAGCUUCUUCUGUAUGUGCUACUACAAACGACAGUUUUUAUUUGAGUAACCAUGAAUGAUUAAAACUGAUGAAUGAGAAUGAAUUGCGUAUGAGUUAGUA